Messenger RNA from Aspergillus melleus, 798 nucleotides. RefSeq lists its product as uncharacterized. The record is from RefSeq and is a predicted model, not a curated record. The coding region runs from base 1 to 798 and encodes 265 amino acids. NCBI's taxonomy places the organism in Eukaryota, Fungi, Ascomycota, Eurotiomycetes, Eurotiales, Aspergillaceae. The transcript has a single exon. Gene Ontology annotation, molecular function: oxidoreductase activity. Gene Ontology annotation, cellular component: mitochondrion.
AUGGACACGGCGCGCGAAGCCCUAAUCGACAUUCAACCCAAAGGCUUUUUCAUACGUCUACCUCCGGCACAGCAUGAGCUGGACGAGACGCUGACCCCGGACGCUCUUCUCUUCCAAACCAUCCAUAUGGGAACUGCACUGGUAGACACGAGUCGCUGGAGACUGGUCCUCGACGGGCUCGUCGAGCGUCCAUUCUCCAUCACUCUCGCACAAUUACGACAAAUGCCUGCAAAGUCAAUUAUCUCGUUCCACGAAUGCUACGGAAGUCCGCUCAACCCUCCCCCGACCAAGAAUGUGUGGAGAAUUGGCAACGUGCAAUGGACGGGGGUACCGUUGUGGGAUCUCCUCUCGCUUGCGCGGCCACACGCUGAUCGAGGGUUAUUUGUGUGGUCGGACGGGUUGGACUCGGGGACGUUUGCUGGAGUAGAAGCGGACAGGUAUCAGAAGGACUUGCCUAUUGAGAAGACCCGGUGUCCGGAAGUGCUGGUGGGGUACGAGAUGAAUGGACAGCCGUUGAAUGAGAAGCGCGGCGGGCCGGUGAGACUCGUCGUGCCGGGAUGGUUUGGGACUAAUUCUACAAAGUGGUUGUGUCGCUUGUCGGUGCAGGAGACCAGAGCUAGAGGGUCGUUCACUACUGUCUUUUAUAACGAGCCUGAUCCGGUGGGUUUGGAGGGCAACCGCACCAGGCCCGUGUGGGCGGUUCAGCCAAACCCGAUCAUUGUACGGCCUCGUCCCCGGGAAGCGUUUGCGUGUCCCGCAUACGUGGAGGGCUGGGGACGGGCAUGGGGAGCAGAAUAG